AUUCUCCCGAAGCUCAUAUGCGUUGCGAGGUCGGCGGAUGAUCGAUCAGAGCUCGACGGCGGCGGCGAUCGGUGGAUGGUGUCCGCCUUCUUCUUCUUCUCCUCCUCCUCCUCGCCAGGCGGAUUGCCGGAGAAUGAAUGCUCGUCUGUCACCAGGUCCCGUCACACCGCGGAAAUGUCGAGGAUUUUAGGCAGGGGGGAUUGCGCCGGCGCAUCCUUCAUGCGGAGCUCGUGGGGAGGUGAAGGAUGAGACUGGGUGGGUGAGCUGGGCGGGAAGCAGGGGCGAGGAGAUCGAGCGCGCGAUGGAUCAAGGGCCCGACGAGGGCGAGAAGAAGGAUUUCCAACAGCACCUGAAGCCCCCCGGGUGGAAAGCGGCAUGGGAGCAAGCGCAGGAGGCGGUGUUGCCGUCGAAGGAGACCAAGCGCGCGGCCAACAAUCUGGUGUGGUGCGAGCAGGCGCAGCAGAGCAUGGGGUGGCUGCUGCUGACGCAGAUCGGAGUGCUGCUCGGCUCGUUCGGGCAGCUCAUGUCGCAGAGCGUGUGCCUCUCGAGCUGGGGGAUCUUCACCCUCGAGGCCAUCCUCAAGUACUUGCGCAGCUGGGCGCACUCCCUCUACUUCCGCGAUGUUCCUUGCGCCAUCGUCGCGCUCCACGACAAUAACCACGAAAUCGCUUCCGCCUCCCUCAGGAAGUUCGGCCGUUUCGUGCUAGUGGGCACUCUAUGCGAAUUGCCGCUCUACGCUUAUUACGUCAAGACCACCGUGAAAUUCUGGCACGCGAAUCGCUAUUGCUACCACGAAGGCGCGGCAUGUACCGAAGGCACGACCCGUCUGAUCGAGAUGCUCAUGAUCGCCAUGGUCAUCGCGUGCCUGCACUGGUUCUCGAGCCUGGUCACCGUGGGGGCCUUCAUAUAUGCCAUGGGGAUGGGCAUCGGGGCCUGCUUGCCCCGAUGUCUCUCUCGAUUAUUCAGGAAACGGGACGAGAAAGAUCGGCUCAUGUGCCUGACCUGGUGGGUUCACCUGGCCCGGCAUCGGCAUCUGUCGGCCGUGGUGGCCAGCGCGCAGCCCUCCGACUGCGGCCUGCCGGGCCACUGGUUCAAGAGCAAGAAGGAGCUCUUCAGUAUCGUCGAGGAAUGUGACAAAGGCGACCACGUCCAUCUCGACACGUCGCGCCUGCUGUGGGUGUCGCAGGAGAUGGCGCUGCGGGCUCUGAUCAGCUUGGCCAAGCAGAAGAAGCUCGACGGAGACGACGAUUUUCCGCUCCUGAUGCGCGUCGUGCGCGACGGGAGAACCGAGUUCUGCCGCGGCCUGGCGGCGACCGCCAUCGCCGUGCUGACGACGCAGCCCGAUGUGCUGCCGGUGGACAGACUGAUCAAGGCCGUGGUGCCGCUGAAGCGCCUCGCCCGGUCAGAGGCCGUCGAGCACGUCGAGGUCGCCCUCGGGGCCCUGCUGAAUGCCUCGCUCCACGAGAAUUCCCACGAGAAAAUCAUCGUGCCCAUUCUCGAGAGCAACGAGUUCGGCAGCAGAUUCAUGUCGUGCCUCAUUAAGCACGCCGACAUCGGCCACACCACGCUCUGUCAAGAGCUCGCCGUCGGCUUAUUGAGCCGCCUGGUCGGGUCCACGAAAGGGAAGAGCGCUCGGACGGCGCUCAUGUCGUACAAGGACGAGCAGGGAGUAGUCCGAGGCGUGCAGCUCUGCACCGACUUGAUCAAGCACGGCGCGACGUCUCCGAUCAAAGCCGGCGGGGCGGCAGUUCUCGCCGAGAUCGCCUACUUGGAAGACUCGGAGCUGAGGGGACAACUGGCGAGCGACCCUCACAUCGAGGAGUGCAUUGAGGCGCUGGUCAAGGCGCUCGAGGCGGAGCAGACCAUCGCCUUCUCGGCCGUCAAGGCCUUGUGCAGCCUGGCUUACAACAACCAGGAAGUCAUAGCCACGAUCGUCAAGGCCGGAGGCAUCAGUUCACUGGUGAAACUGCUUAGUAACGACCAGAUCCCCCGCGAUGAAGACAAGAGAUCGACCGUCACUCCUGUAAAACCUCACCUCGAAGAGGAUGAUCGAAGCCAUGUCGUUCGAAGCGAUGCGGCCAGGGCUUUGGGAAUCCUGGCUUCCAACAAUUCCGAGCACCAAAGGCGGAUCACAGAAGAGGGAGCGAUUCCUCUGCUGACAACUCUGAUGGCCAGUAAAAUUCCCAAGGUGCAGGUCCAAGCGUUGGCUGCUCUGUCGGGUCUUUCCUUCCAAAACCAGUCCAUUAUGGAUACGUUCGGCAUUGGGAAAUUCUUUAAGAAACUCAUGAUUGUUCUCAGAUCAAAUGAAGACCAUGAAUCCAUGGCCGAGGCUAUUGUGGAGGAAGUCGCUCGUGUCACCAUAAAUCUGAUCGAGAGGAAUGAGUCGAAUCGGCUGGAGGCUCUGAGCCAGGGCGUGAAGGAGCAACUUCGAGAUUGCAAGGAUAGAAAUAAGCCCGACGGGAGAGCCAUGCAAACCGUCGAAGAGGCUUUAAAUAUCUUAUCGGGUAAACAACUGACAUGAUCAGGUCCAGCCUUUCUUCAUGAUCCAAACAUGCCCCGUCCUUGAUACCGACCUGCAAUGGCAUGGCGGGAACGGUAGUCAUAGCGCGAUUCAGUUGUGUCUGUUUGGGUUCGGUGAGAGAAAGAAUAGUAGGCAGUCGAAAAAUUCGACAGUACGAGAUGAACUCCGGCAGUGCUCCGAAGUGAGAAAUCGGCUAAGAAGCCACUGACGCAUUUGGUUCUCCGCGGAUUUGGUUUCGGGUGAUGAGAAUUUGUUUUUAUUUGUUUGUACGGUAUACAGAAAUGAGAAAAGUUCUCUUAAUCAGGUAACUAAGCGCUGAAACAAACCAAACCCAGUUCUCUUCCAUUUGAGAGUCGCUAAGGUUCUGAGGACUAAACUACGGAGAACCUGAAGGUGGACGGUUCGUAUAUAUUCUGUCUGAAGAGAGAACAUUAGCAGGGCACACAUUAAAACAAAAGCUUGUAAUGUACACAUCGUACAUACGAUUUCUGCGGAACAUGCACUGUAAAGCUCGACGCAAACAUCGAAUAAAAAGGUUGUAAUUUACACAUUGAAC
This is a messenger RNA of Marchantia polymorpha subsp. ruderalis, 3077 nucleotides long. The record is from the annotation of a GenBank genome assembly. NCBI's taxonomy places the organism in Eukaryota, Viridiplantae, Streptophyta, Marchantiopsida, Marchantiales, Marchantiaceae.